This is a messenger RNA of Lactuca saligna, 1031 nucleotides long. The record is from the annotation of a GenBank genome assembly. NCBI's taxonomy places the organism in Eukaryota, Viridiplantae, Streptophyta, Magnoliopsida, Asterales, Asteraceae.
GCGACGAAAGUGUAUAAAGUUGAACGAACCCCAAUAAGAAUGAAGAUGCAUCAAUCCAUCCAUCCAUAGUAAAAUUAAGGGUAUGAUGCUGGAACAAUCGGAAUCCAAACCUUUCAGCAAUCCCACGAUGCCGUGUUCCAAAUUCACAACCAAACUCAAUCUUUCUAAAUGCACUAUCAACAAUGGGAUUUCACUGCAAGUCGCCGAUGAUGAUUCUGCCGUCGAGGAGCAUUUGGAGUGCUGGCCACCAACUACGGCGGUGGUUGAUAGAUUGGUACUCCAAUUGAAGGAUAAAGAUGGCGACAUGGAAGCGAAUUGGGAAAAGACAAUACUCAAUUUCAAGAAAGAGCUUGAUGCAGAGGAGGAACAAUUGAAACCGAAGUUGACUUUAACUUCGGAUGUAGUCGAUAAUAGCGAAGAUGGUGAUGGAUUUCAGAGAAGAGAUAGGGCUAGAGCUAAAUUCUCCGUUCCGCUUUCACGCCGGGAGAUGGAGAAAGACUUCGAGGAUAUGGGAGAGCGGCGGCUACCUCGGAAGCCGAAGAAGCGACCUAAAUCUGUACAAAAUCAGUUGGAUACUCUAUUUCCUGGCUUGUGGUUAACAGAGAUAAAUGCUGAUCUUUAUAGAGUUCCUGAUACAAAAAAGAGGUAGUGAUGACAAACAUGUCCUGGAGCUUGAAGGAUUUUUCCAUAAUUGUUGACAAUUGCCCAAAUAAACUGGAAUACUUUACCAUAACUGGGAAACAUCAUAUUUGAUAGGAGCAUAAAAAAUUGACAACUUUUGUGUCCCUUGAGUGAGCCUCACUACAUGUAUAGCGAUAUAAUGGUGGAUUUUGGAGAGGGCCAAGGGCAAAAUGGUCAAAUGGAACCGGUCUUUUUUCCAGGCUUCUCAUCCAUCAUUUAUGAAUUUCUUUUGAUUCUUUCAAUACCUUUGAAGUGAUGUUAUAAUUUGUAGAUAUUAGUAAAUUCUAAUUAGGUUUUUAAUUUUGUGAAAAACCCUUGAAAUUUAUAUGACUUUUCAUUAGAAAAAAGCA